This is a messenger RNA of Podospora pseudopauciseta, 318 nucleotides long. RefSeq lists its product as uncharacterized. The record is from RefSeq and is a predicted model, not a curated record. Bases 1 to 318 code for a protein of 105 amino acids. The transcript has 2 exons. NCBI's taxonomy places the organism in Eukaryota, Fungi, Ascomycota, Sordariomycetes, Sordariales, Podosporaceae.
AUGGAUAAGAAACAAACUUCCCCGAAGCUUUUACAGGCAGAAUUUCUGCCAGCCAAAGAAAACAACAACGACGCCGAGCCACAAGCGAAGCAAGCGCGGGCGACACGACUAACAUCGGAGCCAGUACGAUUAACGCGAAAGAACUUGGCCCUCUUUAAUAAGAUGGGUAAGAAGAAGACCUCCGACCCCUCGGAUGAUUCGGGAUCGACGAAGACUAUCUCGACUACGGCCUCUGGCUUUGCUAUCCAGGCGUAUAAGAACGGCGUCCUCGAUCCCUCUAGCUCCAAGCCUCCUAAGGACUUGGAGGAGAUCUACUAA